ACAAAACCCACUGCUGAGGACAUUGCCAAAGAACAUGGUGUAAGUAUUCAAGAAGUUGACCCCUGUCAAGCGACUGCUAUUGUAGUUCAUGGAGGGGAACUACGGGAAAUGAACGCUGAGGAUUUGGAUGCAGUCAUUGUUUUCGCACGUACGUCCCCACAACAAAAGUUGAUAACUGUAGAAGCUUGUCAAAGCCGGGGUGAAAUUGUUGCUGUCACGGGAGAUGGUGUGAAUGAUUCACCAGCCCUAAAACGAGCUGACAUUGGUGUGGCAAUGGGCAUUUCUGGUUCUGAUGUGUCCAAGCAGGCUGCUGAUAUGAUUUUACUUGAUGACAAUUUCGCCUCUAUAGUUGUAGGGAUUGAAGAAGGCCGAACUAUUUUUGAUUAUCUCAAAAAAUCUAUCGCAUACACAUUGACGUCAAACCUACCAGAAAUAAUGCCCUUUCUAUGUUUUGUUGUAUUUGAUAUUCCAUUGGCUUUAGGUACUAUAGCAAUCCUAUGUAUUGAUAUUGGUACUGAUAUGUUGCCUGCUAUAUCGCUGGCUUAUGAAAAAGCUGAGUCCGAUAUAAUGGCCCGCAUGCCGAGAGAUCCUUUCAAAGACCGAUUGGUGAAUAAGAAAUUAAUUUUAAUGGCCUAUUUACAAAUUGGAGUUAUACAAACGGUGGCAAGUUUUUUCACAUUUUUUGCAAUAAUGGCUGAAUAUGGAUUUAUGCCUAAGCGAGUUAUUGGAAUUCGAAAAGACUGGGACUCGAAGGAUAAUGAGAAUCUUCAAGACAGCUAUAAUCAAGAAUGGACCUACAGAGAACGUAAGGUUCUUGAAUAUACUGCAAGCACAGGGUUUUUCGUAACAAUUGUAGUAACUCAGUUUUUUGACUUAUUCAUCUGCAAAACUCGUCGAAACUCAAUCUUUCAACAGGGAAUGGGCAAUCAUGUGCUCAAUUUUGCUUUGGUUGUUGAGAUUGUUAUUGCCUGUCUCCUAUGCUACGUUCCCAUUUUUGAAAAAACUUUAAGAAUGUAUUCCGUAAAGUUUCUUUGGUGGAUCUACGGCUUACCGUUUGGACUGUUAAUUUUUUGUUUUGAUGAGGCUCGCCGCUUUCUUAUAAGGAGGAACCCUGGAGGCUGGGUUGAGCAAGAGACCUAUUAUUAAUAUUUGGUGUAAAAAAAAUAAUCUUAUAUUAUAAAAAAAUUCCGUCGUUGUGUUAUGAUGUCAGAAUUUCUGUGAAUUUAACAAAAUUAAAUGAUCUUAGAAAAAUAAAUAUCCUCGUUCUAAA
This is a messenger RNA of Drosophila serrata, 1270 nucleotides long. RefSeq names its product sodium/potassium-transporting ATPase subunit alpha-like. Lineage: Eukaryota; Metazoa; Arthropoda; Insecta; Diptera; Drosophilidae. Gene Ontology annotation, molecular function: ATP binding; P-type sodium:potassium-exchanging transporter activity; ATP hydrolysis activity. Gene Ontology annotation, cellular component: plasma membrane. The record is from RefSeq and is a predicted model, not a curated record. Gene Ontology annotation, biological process: intracellular potassium ion homeostasis; proton transmembrane transport; potassium ion import across plasma membrane.